CAUUAAAAAUGACGAAACUAAUUAUUUAAAAGAAGAAACUUCAAUGAACUCAAAAGGGACACCUCAACCGUAUUCAACUUUGAAAUCUUCAGAAGUUACGACAAUUCAACGGAAAGAAAUAUAUAUUACAUGUGUCAUCCCCACUCAAAAACGCGCGGUUAUUUACCCUUAUGAUGGAUUGUUAGGUCACUUUAAAUUUUACCUAAAACAAAGAUUCGGAUGGAAAUGGGAAAGAAUGUGGUAUAAAAAUGAGGGAAGUGAGAGAGCGUGGACCUUAUUGAACGAUGAGGACAAGUGGAAACAAAUUAAACAACGUGUUCAACAUAGAAAAUUGCCGAGGUUGGAA
Molecule: messenger RNA, 346 nt
Organism: Scutellospora calospora
Lineage: Eukaryota; Fungi; Glomeromycota; Glomeromycetes; Diversisporales; Gigasporaceae
Source: the annotation of a GenBank genome assembly